Messenger RNA from Closterium sp. NIES-67, 650 nucleotides. The record is from the annotation of a GenBank genome assembly. Lineage: Eukaryota; Viridiplantae; Streptophyta; Zygnematophyceae; Desmidiales; Closteriaceae.
CGAUUCAGAAUCUCAGCAUACCAGAAACGACGACGUUUCUAGAGAUAGCUAGUUACGCGCCUGUGCCAUUUCGACCCCUUUCGCUUAGUGGCGUGUAGCCUUGUCGACUAGCUCAGUAUGUCAGACGUAAAGUCCCUGAAGCUGCGAGCUGGGAUCUGUAAACGGCUGCUGAAAGAGCUGAAGUCGUACGAGACAGAAGUUGAGAAGGACGCCGCGAGAGUAGAGGAGAUGAAAGCGAGCGGAGCCGACUCCCACGACAUUAAACAGCAGGAAAACGUUCUGGCGGAAUCGCGCAUGAUGGUCCCUGACUGUCGCAAGCGACUAGAAGCAGCAUACUACGACCUCGAGUCUACUGUGGACGGAGCACGGGAUGACACCGCUUUAGUAGAUACUAGCGAGUUCAAGGAAGCACUAGAGAUCUUGGCAGAGGCUUCUCAAGUGGUUGGAUGAAGCUUUUUACGGCUUGGGGGUUUUCCGAAGGCUUGGGAGUAGGUAGCAGUCCGUGCGACCCCAACAACCUUGCACGGACACACGAGUUGAAGGGAGAUCCUGGCAGAGGCUUCUGAAGUGGUUGGAAAAAGCUUUCCACAGCUUGGUUGCAGCAGCCCACACAAUCUUCCUCUUAUAUCAAGUCACAAGCCUCUUUCGCA